Messenger RNA from Cladocopium goreaui, 2913 nucleotides. Lineage: Eukaryota; Dinophyceae; Suessiales; Symbiodiniaceae. The record is from the annotation of a GenBank genome assembly.
AUGGAUGCUCCAGUGGUAGAGGCCAUUCCCGAAGAUGAGGUCGUGAGACCGCCCUUCGCCGCAGGUGAAGCGCAGCCAGAGGUGAUGACUUGCUUCGAUGAGAACUUCCACAGUCGCUAUGUGCGCAUCUCCAGUGAUGCUUUGGAGGCAAGCUAUAUCGCGACCAAGGAGGAGGACUAUGCUCUGCACGGCGGUCUGAUUGGUGAUGGCCCGAUGCCGGAGUAUGCUGAGCGAGGCAAGUACUUUGAAGUGGAAGUCACGCGGACCGGUGAAGGUCACCCAGAUGGGCUGUGUGUGGGCGUCACCUUGACGCCACCAGAGGAGCUCACUUCUCCACCUGAUACCAUGGAUGGGGUCGCUGACACUUGGAUCGCGGGCUACGAUGGUCUUUUUUGGGAUCCUGUGGAGGCGGAUAUGCUGCCUAUCAACUGGAACCCUGCCAGCCUCCAAAAUGGUGACAAGGUUGGUGUGCUCAUCCAAAGCGAUGGCACUUUCGUGCUGGUGGUGAAUGGGAAAGUGGCAGUGGAGCGAUGUGCCAACGUGCCCUAUGCCAAGCCCUUAUUUGCUGUGGUGGAUCUCCUCGGCAGUUGCGAUGCGGUGAAACUGCUGAUUUCGGAGCCGCCAGAGGUGGCAGCCAUGGUCGUCUCAGAGGUGCCCCCACCUGAACCCGGUGCUGAAGCUCUUGCAGCGAUGAAGGCACCAGUGUCUCCGAACCCCGGCACCGCGUCCACCGAGAUGAUGUCGGGCUUCAGCAAGAAGAUCAUGGGCGAUUAUGUUCAACUUUCAGAGGAUGGCUUGAGCGCCACGUAUACUGGUCAGACCGGGCACGAAAUGCAUGGUGGCCUCGUGGGAAAUUAUCCGUUGGCCAAAGACGGCGGCGUACAUUUCACGGUGGAGUUGACCAAGAUACGCAAGGACAUGAUGGACGGUUUGACUCUGGGCGUCACCACCAAUGCCCCCAGCGCGCUGGAUGAGAUGACUGACACCAUCGAAGGAGUUCAGGCAUGUUGGACAGUGGGCUACGAUGGGCAGAUGUAUGAUGCACAGGAGGAUCGAUGGACGGACCUGGCAUGGCACGGUCGUGACCUGCGGGUGGGUGACCGGGUGGCUCUCCAGAUUACUGAGGCAGGCCAGAUGAGAAUCUAUGUGAAUGGAAAGUUCGUGGUUGAUGCACAUGCUGGCAUUCCUUGUGACAGGCCACUGUUCGCGUUGGUGGAUCUCAUCGGAACGGCAGAUGGCGUGAAGCUUCUGCUUGACGCACCGUUGCCGGACCGUGCAGAAGAUCUCUCCAGCCAACCGGCGCGGGAGGUUCUGUCCUGUAAAGCUUCCAUGGAAGGUUGGUGGCAUAGGCAUGGAGAAAUGGUUGCGCUCUCCGAUGGACUCAAGGCCACCUAUACCUCCAGUGUCUACGAACUCUUCGGCGGCGUCAUGGGAGAUGGUCCUCUUCGCAGCUUCGACCAUUGCCGGGUCGCCCGCAAUGGCCAUCGGUGGCGAAUUCUGGCGGCUGCGGCGAUUUGCCUCGCAUUGGAAGGAUUGGAUGGUCAGAUCUGUGGGAUCAGCGCAUGGCACUCAAGCUGCGCUGCCAUGCGGCUCGCGCUGUCGCGGCAGGUCCCACCGAGCGCCGCGCGCCGCAAGCGCACCCUGCCGGCUCUGCGGCGCCGCGGCACGUUGCACUGGCGCGAAGUGCGCGCGCAAUUGGUGGCGGGAGGACGCGGCAGGCCUGGUGCAGGCUGGAUGCACCUCACACCUGGCCUGGUAGAAGUGGGAUCACUGCUGCUGGCAGGCGCCGGUGCCUUCGCGCUGAGACGCCCAGAGCUGCACCGCGCGGUGGCCUUGGUGGUGAGCCGUGGAGAUGAUGCGGGCGCUUCGCGCCCGCGUGCACUGCUACUGAACCGGCCCGCCGCUCAUGGUGAACAAGCUCCGCAGGUGCUGGCUGUGCAGACGCGAGAGACGGGCGGAUUUCCCUUGCCAGGGCUGCGACUCCUAGAGGAUAGACACGACCCAUUGGCGACAGCAGAUUUGCUGGUGGACGUGGGAGGAGAAGUGACUUGGAGAUCCACUCAGCACUUGCAAGCGGAGUUAGACGAGAAACUUUGGCACAGCGCCUCCGUGGAUAGCCAGGCGCUGCUUGAGCUCCUCCGCGCCACGCCGUCGGAUCCGUCGGACCCAGCGGCCCUGUGGCGCCGCUGUGCGCGGCGGCUGGACGUGGCGGAGGAAAGUGAACUGGAUGCCGUAGGCGAUGAGCUCCUGAGCCAGUGGCUCAAGCAAAACGAAGAGGGCACAUCCGAAGCAGGUUCCAGCAGCCUAUUUCCCAGCAGUGGUAUCUCGGCACCGCGCCGGGGCGAUCUGCUCCUCACCGGAGCGCAUGCCUUUGCGGCGGGGACGCAGCAGUUCCUACACAAGGCCAUCCUGAUUGUGCUGACAGUGGAUGGAGAUGAGGUCCUGGCGCUGUGUCUCAACCGCCCCGCGCCGCAAGCCUCGCGCGCGUCGCGCGCGAGUUCUCCGCGGGCCGCGUCACGGGCCCCGCGCGGCUUUGGGGCGGCGCUGAGCCGUUCGCGCCGCCAGGAUUCGUCAGAGGAUGCCACUGUGCACUUUGGUGGGGACGAGGACUUUGACCGUUGGACCUGUUUGUCCCCAGGCGGUUUUUGCACCUGGAAAGCCACCACAGUGAAAGUCACCAUGACGCCACCCCACUGGGUGACAGCGGCUUGUGGUGGGUCCGUGACGCCGCAGAGGUGUGGGUCUCUAGUGCUGCCAGGGGCUGCAGGCAUGGAGAACCAGAAGGUUGUCCCCUUGCAACAUGCUCUUCGCGCGCGGCGCCGUUCGCCUGGGGAGUUUGGAGCUGGAAUUGUGGCAGAGACGCGGCGAGGCAUCACAUUUUUCGCGGGAAUUUUCUGGGGUAAGCCUGGCUGA